Lodderomyces jiufengensis is the source of this 531-nucleotide messenger RNA. It is a transcript of the gene PSF3, whose product is annotated as DNA replication protein. Bases 1 to 531 code for a protein of 176 amino acids. Gene Ontology annotation, cellular component: GINS complex. The transcript has a single exon. The record is from RefSeq and is a predicted model, not a curated record. Gene Ontology annotation, biological process: mitotic DNA replication initiation. Lineage: Eukaryota; Fungi; Ascomycota; Pichiomycetes; Serinales; Debaryomycetaceae.
AUGAGUUAUUACGACAUAGAUGAUAUCCUAGCUGACUCAGAAAAAUUACCAUGUCAAUUCAACCAUACAAUCCCCGGGUUAGGUUACUUGGAAGGAAAUCCGGGAAAAUCAAUAAAAUCUCAAACUAAAAUUGAAUUACCAUUUUGGUUAGCUGAAAUAUUAUCAAUUUUAGAAAUUAAAACGUCAACUGAUGUAACGACUUUUAUAUCAUUAAUAGAUCCUGAUUUUUUAAAUGAAAAAGUUAUAAAUGCUAUAAAAUCUGAUCCAGAAUCAUUAAAUUUACAUAAAUUAUCAUCACAAUAUUAUAAAAUGAUUGAAAAAUGGGGGAAAUUAUUUAAUGAACCACAACUUAUUGAAAUAGUUAUGGAAAUGCUUAAAAGUAGAGCUUUUAAAAUUAAUAAUUUUGCUAAUAAUUUUCAUCAAAAACAUUUUAAUAAUGAAUUAUUGUAUAACUUAGAUGAAUUUGAAAAAAAAAUAUUUAAAGAUUCUACUGAAAGUAAUAAAUUGAUGAGAAUUUGGUUGAAAGAAUAG